Molecule: messenger RNA, 5100 nt
Organism: Triplophysa rosa
Lineage: Eukaryota; Metazoa; Chordata; Actinopteri; Cypriniformes; Nemacheilidae
Gene: sh3rf1
Product: SH3 domain containing ring finger 1
Exons: 12
Coding region: 604-3255 (883 amino acids)
Molecular function (GO): protein binding
Source: RefSeq, a predicted model, not a curated record
GCUCAUAUUCGGCACUGUAGGGUCGAGUCGAUACGUUUGUAACGCUGCUGGGAAACAAUGUAGCGAAUGUUGGCUUUGUAGUUAUUAGACAGAAGGUUAUUGUAUUUUCAGGACUUUACGAUAAAAGGGCGAGGUUGAGUUUUUGGCGUAAAUGUUUAGUGGUUGUAAACUGUACAGCCCAGUUAGACAGCGUUGUAGUACGGCGCUUUACAAAGACUAUUUUCUACACUGAUUUUUCUAUAGCCUACUGUAAUUUUGCAAGUGUAUUUCGAUCAGUGUGCAAGAACUGUUUCAUUCUUUCUAUGAGGUUUCUGCUUGUUUUUAAUGGAUAUCAUAUUUGGAUUGAGAUCUCGGUAGACAACGGCGAGAUAUCCGGGUAAAUGUUCACGAGGAGGCACGGGACAGGCGUGAGACCCACAGCCUAGUUUAGGAACGUAUUUACAGUUUAACACUGAGAUUCAUCCCGCCAAUUUGACGUGAAUGCUAGCGACAUCACCAUGACUGCGGCAUGGGAGUGACAUGAUAGCUGGAUCAGACUUUUCCUCCGAACAACCUCAUAUCCUCACCAUGCCCAUCUCUCUUCAAACACACAAAACUGAUUGAAUGAACGACCACAUUGACAAAGAUUGUGCCAAAAUGGACGAAUCAGCACUCCUUGACCUGUUGGAGUGCCCGGUAUGCCUGGAGCGUCUAGACGCCACGGCGAAGGUGUUACCGUGCCAGCACACGUUUUGUCGGCGGUGCCUGCUUGGAAUUGUGGGGUCACGUGGAGAACUACGCUGCCCGGAGUGCCGCACGCUGGUGGAGAGUGGAGUGGAUGAGUUGCCGAGCAACAUCCUCCUGGUGAGGCUGCUGGACGGUAUCAAGCAGAGGCCAAGGAGGACGGGAACUGCGCACUCGCCGUGCACUAAUGGAACGACUGGAGCGGGAGUCCGAGGGCAGGCCUCGGGAGGUGGCCAGAGAGAUCAAGGUCCCACGGGGACACAGCCUCAGAGAGCUCAGGCCAAGACCACUCCAGUGAGGGGCGUUCCUCAGCUACCAUGUGCCAAGGCCUUGUACAACUACGAUGGGAAAGAACCUGGAGACCUCAAGUUCAGCAAGGGUGAUAUUAUCAUCCUGCGCCGGCAGGUGGAUGAGAACUGGUACCACGGAGAGAUGGGUGGAGUCCAUGGAUUCUUCCCCACCAACUUCGUCCAGGUCAUCAAACCGCUGCCACAGCCGCCCCCACAAUGCAAAGCCCUGUACGACUUUGAGCUCAAAGACAAAGAAGCAGAUAAAGACUGCCUACCGUUCUCAAAGGAUGAUAUUCUCACUGUGAUUCGUCGAGUGGAUGAGAAUUGGGCAGAGGGGAUGCUGGGAGAAAAGAUUGGCAUCUUCCCCAUAUCUUAUGUAGAGUUUAACAGUGCAGCUCGACAGCUCAUAGAACUGGACAAACCGUCUGAAGGUGUAGGAGACGCCAGUGAAGGGCCCUCCUUCGCUUCCUCAGGCCCCCAGGCCAACGGCUCUCAGAAACCCACCGGGGAGAAGAAGAACAGUAAGAAGCGACACUCCUUCACCUCCCUGACGAUGUCCCAUAAGCCCUGCCUGGCUCCUCCACCCCAGAGACACUCCAUGGAGAUCAGCGGGCCGGUUCUGAUCAGCUCCUCUAACCCCACAGCGGCAGCCCGAAUCGGAGAGCUCAGUGGAGGCUUGUCCUCCAGCGCACCUUCACAGGUCCACAUUUGCACAACAGGACUCAUUGUUACUCCACCACCAAGCAGUCCUGUCACCACGGCGACAGUUUUCACAUUUCCUCCCGAGACCAGCUAUGCCUCUUUAUCAGUGGAUGCUCUUCCCCCUCCGCCGCCUCCUCCACCCCAGUCACAUUCCACAGCUGUGGGCGCCGUCACAUCGAAUGGCGGCCAAAGACCGUUACCUGCUGCAGGUGAACAGAGUGGUCGUCAAAGACCCACAGUGUAUGUGGCGAUGUUUCCAUAUACGCCCCGUAAGGAGGACGAGUUGGAAUUGAGGAAGGGGGAGAUGUUUCUGGUGCUGGAGCGCUGUCAGGACGGUUGGUUUAAAGGAACAUCCAUGCACACGGGUAAAAUUGGAGUGUUUCCUGGUAACUACAUGAGUCCUGUCAGCAGGACUGGUAGCAGUCAGCCAAAAGUUCCUCUGACCCUUUGCUCUCAGACUGGGCGUGGUGUCACCAUUGUUAGCCCCUCCCCUGCUCCCCUCGGGGCCAUCCUGGGGAGCAUUGACCCCAGCAAACCCCUCCCAAUCUGCCCAAAUCCUGCUCCAACAUGCUCACUGCCUGCUGCUAUAGUAACAGCCGCACAUAUACCUACUGGACAGACGCCCAAAGUACUCAUGCAUGUUACAUCACAGAUGACCGUCAAUCAAGCCCGCAGUGUGGUCAGGACAGCUGUGUGUCACAGCCAGGACCGCCCAACAGCAGCAGUGAUGCCUAUCCAAUCCCACAAUCCCAUGGGCUACCAUCCUAACACAGCUGCGUGUCUCCAGCCAUCACCUGUUCUUGGCUCCAGCCCUGGAUCUUCGUCUGGCCGAAUGGUCGUGGCUAUGGGCUGUGCAGCCGCCUCCCUGACCCCACCAAAUGUUAAUGCUGCUUCUCUAGACAGUGAUGCCAUGAGACCCAUCACUGUGGUGGCAAUUCCUGGCAACACAAAGUCUCUUGGUGCAGGCUCGAAUAAUAGUGCUGCUUGUAAACUGGAUAAAGACUGCAAGCGAGAGAAGAAAGGCCUUCUGAAACUGUUGUCUAAUAAAAAGAAGCUCCGCCCAUCUCCCCCAUCAUCUCCUACACUGGAGGCGGAGCAGACUGUUGCCAUGGACAUGCCCCAGGGGGCUGUUGGACCUGAAAUGGCUCCGCCCAGCUCAGUGGUCAUUGGCGUUGGAAAUAAUGGUCGUGUAGGACCCUGUCCUGUGGAAUUUGAACUCUCUGUAUCCUCAUCUUCAUCAUCCAGCACAGAAGCAGCAUCACAUAGGAGCAACUCCCAGGACAACACUGCUCCAAUUGCCCCACCGCCACGACAACCAUGCUCCUCACUCCUUUCCAUGAAUCAUGAUGGACGACCAAUCGUGUGUGAACGGUAUCGUGUGGUGGUGUCUUACCCUCCUCAGAGCGAAGCAGAGCUGGAACUCAAAGAGGGAGAUAUUGUAUUUGUGCACAGAAAGCGCGAGGACGGCUGGUUUAAAGGAACCCUACAGAGGAACGGCAGAACCGGCCUGUUUCCCGGCAGCUUUGUUGACAGCAUCUAACGCACAUGAACAUUUAGAUAGAAAAUUCUCAAUGAUAGAACAUAGCAACACUGAACUACAAAGACAAUGGGACUUUUUGCGUGGUCACAUGACUGUGAUGCAAUGCUGAAAUUCGCAUAUUAUGAGGGUCAUCAGAUGCAUGGAUUUCACUAUACAGUCUAACUAAUAUAUACUACAGCCACCUCAACAGGUCCUAGUGUUUUAGCUGUAGAAUAUUUCCUUCAACAUUUUCUGAAACACGUGGAAGUUUAGCCGUUAGCACUAGGCACCCUGUUUCUAGCACAGUAGAGUAUGUCGUGAUGGGAUUUGUUAAUUUAUGCUGUAACAUUUCAAAGACGUUUAAUGUGUGCCUUGUACUGUCUCACUUUACUGUGUAUAUAUAUAUAUACGCAAACAAAGCUGAUCUGAGUCAUACGAACAAUAUGAAUCUCCUUCAGAAAUACAUGAGUUUAACUUAUUUUUAUUUAGUACAAAUGGCUUUUGGGGGGGGGUUAUGUCAGCUGAUAGGUCAAAUGCCUUUAGAAACUGAUGACAGUUAUGGUCAUGUGAUACCGGUCAUGGUCGUGUGAUUCUUGGAAACAGGAAACGGAAAUUAGAGGAUGAGCUCAGAAAGGUGCUUAUUGCCAUCCAAUCGUAAUAGUGUUUGCCUGAUGAAGUAUGAUUGGCUGUUUAAGCACACUGGAAAGUUCUGAGUCUUGUCAUUGCAAAUUCUGAUUGGUUGUGGUGUGUAUGACGUCACCAUGAAUUGAAUAAAAAGAUGAUUAUGGCAUUUUGUAAAAAUAACAGUAGCUGUGAUUUUUUGCUAAAAUGAGGGAAUGAAACAUUUAUCAGGCAUUUAAGUAAAUAUCACUACUAAUCCAAGUCUUGGGUUCUGCCUGAUGUUUUUUGGUAGUGGGGAAGAAAGUCUGAUUUGUUUCAAGCAGUGAAACAGCAAAAGCACCAAUAAAAAAGCACAGAUACACACAUUUUACUGUUAUUUCGGCCUGUUCCCCUUAUUGUAUAACAGUUGCUUUUCAUCAGCGUGCUGCCCCAUUUUGCACAACGAGACACCACAGACUUGUUGGUCCAUUUUUGAGCAACUAGAAUCAUCUUUAUAAGUUAUUACACACAUUAAUGGAUGGUAGCCUUUACAUAACAUUAAGUUUUCAGUUUAAGAAAAUCCUGUAUCAAACUUUUAACAAACGCAUAAUGGCAGAUUUCGAUGGCUUCAUGAACAUUGUUUUUUAAGUUGGGUCUGUUCUGGUAUUGUCUGCUGUACUUUAUGUGAUAUUUCAUGUUUUGUAUACUUGAAAAUAAUGAUGUUUGUGUAUUUCUAUGCUUCGUACGGUAGAUACAUUUUUUAUUAUAUUAUUAUUUUGAAAGCACAAAUUUGAUGUUUUAUAGAUUUGUUUUUAAAACUUGACAGAUCUGAUUUAGGCAGAUUAUUUCAGAUUUGGGUUAUUUCUCCAUCGUAGUUGAUUUUUAUUCCCCUUUUGGUUAUUUUGAUUCCUUUUAAAGAUGACCUCAAUGGUGAUGAAUUUAAGCAUGUAACACAGCUGAUUUUAUUAUUGAGCGUUAGAUUGAUUCACCUGAAAUGAGGAUCAUUUCACUGCUUGGAUCAAAGAAAUUAGGCCAGAUUUGAAACAAAAUUUUGUUUAAAUAAUUCACUGGAUGAUUUCAGACAAGCUCUUGCUCAUCUACACUAAGAUUUAAAGUCGACAAGUUACAUACUAGUCACACAGCAGAACAAAAUCUGAUUGCUGUUAAUUCAUUAAACUGAUUGUUAGUUACGAGGAGUAAAAAAAUAAAGUAAUAACUUUUAUAAAACUUGGAAUACUGUUAAUACUGGUAUGGUUGAGAUCAAUG